AUUAUACCGGUACGAGUCGUCAUGCCCAACCCCUGUCCAAUGGCCCAUUCAAUCAACGGGCAACUCAGGGAGCUAUGCCCCUUCAGGAUGGGAACCCCUGGGCGCUCAGGAACACCUGCAGGGACCAGGAACUCGACGCAACAAAGCGGAGGACUCCAGUAUAUCCCGUCAUCUCCAGGCUCCAGCUCAUCCGAGCAGUCAUCACGAGCAUAAGUCUUACAAGGCCAUGGUUCAUCGCUAGCAACCACGACUCACGACUUACCAGCCUAGAGACUUUCUGAGUGCCAUUGACGAGAACUGCCAUCUGCCCUCCAUACACCAGCUCCAACUAGCAGCAAGUUAUGACCCCCCAAACAGAAGUAAUCCGGCCAUGCGGCAACAUGGAAAAGUACUCAACAGCCCGGCACUCCCUCGGCCUCUACCGCUGCGUCGCCGUCACCGGCCGCUACGCACUCCCAUCGGGAAUCUCAACCCUCUCCCAAGCCAAGCAACUUCUCCAAGACGCCGUCGCACAGGUCAUCGCAGAGCAACCCUUCAUGCAAGUCGGCAUCGCCGACGAAGACAAACAAACGUCCUCGUUCGUGCGCGUGCCACAAAUUAACUUGUCAAACCAUAUUCAGUGGUUCCCUCCGUCCCACUCCGGCUCCGGCUCCGAUUCCAUCUCCAACCCUGACACCACCGGCGGGCCGGGACCGGACGCAACCCUCUGCAAACACCUCUCCCACCAACACGACCAGCUCUGGCCCGAGACAACCCAACGUCCACCAUGGAAAAUCUCCAUCAUCCCAAUCCAACCCUCCCAACACUCACAAAACUCACCACCAGCAGAGAUCGAAGUACUCUACUUCUUCCACCACGCAAUAAGCGACGGCACAAGCGGCUCAAUCUUCCACAAACGCCUCCUCCACGCCCUAAACAACCCCUCCCCUUCCACCACCCACAAUCUCCAAUCCAACAACAUCCUCACCCUCCCAACCCCUCCAACGCUCACCCUCCCCCAAGAACACCUCGUCAACGGCCGCAUCUCCUGGCCCUACUUCCUCCGCGAACUAUGGUCCGCCUUCGGUCCCGCCUGGCUCAAACCCAAACCUGCCGCGUCUCCAUGGACGGGCGAAGCCAUACGUCUCUCCACGCCCUUCCACACAAACGUCCGCAUAAUCACCAUCCCCGCCACAACAGUCUCCAACCUUCUCGCAGCAUGCCGCGCGCAAGACCUGACUCUGACACCCCUCAUCCACGCCCUCGUCGCAGCCUCCCUCGCGCACCAUCUCCCCUCAAAGACAGCACCCUCUUUUGAACCGUCAUCCGCAAUCAGCAUGCGCCGCUUCGCACAAGAUCCAAGCCUCGACAUCGAUAACAAAAUGUGCGUCCUGGUGACCUCGACGAAUCAUCCCAUCUCAGAGUCUCUCACCACCGCACUACGCGACUCUUCCUCCUCCUCGGCGGGUCCAACCCUCGAAACCGCAAUCUGGACCGUCGCAUCCUCCAUCAAAACCGACCUCCAAACUCGCCUAACAAGCCUCCCCAACGACGACAUCACAGCAAUGCUCCGCUACGUAAGCAACUUCCACGACUUCUUUCGGACAAAGGACGGCAAGCCGAGGGGGAAUAGUUGGGAGGUGAGUAAUCUGGGCGCCAUCAACGGCAACAGCAGCAGCAACAGCAACAGUCAUGCCGAGGUUGGGAGCGGGAACGGUUGGAAAUUAACCCGCGCCGUCUUCUCCCAAUCCGCCGGUACCGUCGCCCAAGCCUUCUGCGUCAACGUCGCCGGCAUCGCGGGCGGCGAGACGACCAUCACCUUGACGUGGAACGAGGCCAUUACCGAGACGGAGGUUGUCGAGGGGUUGGUUGGUGAUUUGGAGGUGUGGACGCGGAAGCUUGCUCGGGGCGAGGCAUUGUAACGGGGAGGGAGUCGGAGGAAGUUGGCAGAUUACGCGAGGGGCUGGUAACCCCUGGAAGAUUAUAACGUCGAGAUGAAAUGUGCUCAUAUAGGAACCAGAGUAAUGAUAAUAGAAAUGAAAGGUGUUAGGAUCAAUAUAUGGUACGGCUAUACUACCCGCGGCAGAUGAGAUUAUCUCAAUACCUUAGCCGGAGUGUGAC
Molecule: messenger RNA, 2100 nt
Organism: Colletotrichum scovillei
Lineage: Eukaryota; Fungi; Ascomycota; Sordariomycetes; Glomerellales; Glomerellaceae
Exons: 2
Coding region: 342-1901 (519 amino acids)
Molecular function (GO): N-acetyltransferase activity
Source: RefSeq, a predicted model, not a curated record